GCCUUGGUGGAUUCUAGUAUAUUUUGUAUCCAUGGUGGGCUCUCUCCGGAUCUGAAAAAACUCGAUCAGGUAAGAAAAUGUGCGACCAGCGCUUUUGCUAAGAUACAUCUGUCGUUCUGUCAUCGACCGUUCCGUCUGUUCACAUUUCAGCUCAAUCAGAUUCGCCGUCCGACAGAAAUCCCGGAUAUUGGAAUCAUUUGUGAUCUUCUCUGGUCUGAUCCAGAUAAUGCCAGCAACGGUUGGGGUGAGAAUGAACGAGGCGUAUCAUAUACGUUUGGUGCGGACGAGGUGCAAAAAUUCAUGGACAAAUGUAGCGUGAGCUUGAUUGUUCGAGCGCAUCAAGUGGUCGAGGAUGGAUACGAGUUCUUUGCCGAUAAAAAGACGACCACAAUAGAGCUCUGGUUUUCGGAGGGCAAAGACAAGCAGGCAGACGAGAUGAUUCUGGGUUACACUGAUUCAGUUAAAGCGCACAAAAGUCUAAGCAGCAUAGCCCCUGAGAUGACACGUGCUGAUUAA
This is a messenger RNA of Echinostoma caproni, 516 nucleotides long. NCBI's taxonomy places the organism in Eukaryota, Metazoa, Platyhelminthes, Trematoda, Plagiorchiida, Echinostomatidae. The record is from the annotation of a GenBank genome assembly.